Hippocampus zosterae (dwarf seahorse) is the source of this 1773-nucleotide messenger RNA. RefSeq names its product target of EGR1, exonuclease (gene toe1). The coding region runs from base 280 to 1773 and encodes 497 amino acids. The record is from RefSeq and is a predicted model, not a curated record. NCBI's taxonomy places the organism in Eukaryota, Metazoa, Chordata, Actinopteri, Syngnathiformes, Syngnathidae. Gene Ontology annotation, molecular function: snRNA binding; metal ion binding; 3'-5'-RNA exonuclease activity. Gene Ontology annotation, cellular component: cytoplasm; Cajal body. Gene Ontology annotation, biological process: snRNA 3'-end processing. The transcript is spliced from 8 exons.
CAACUCCCUACGCGUAUGACACCAAGGACCGGUAGAGCACGUUGUGGAUGUGUUUACCUGCCGAUUUCUACUCUUAGUCGGCACUCAUUCAGUAGUUCUUCUACCUGCGUAAACAGUUAUUACGACAAUAUGAAUACAUUACGUGAAAUAUAUAAUCAGAAGGCACUUAGAAUGAACGCAAUUGAUGAUGUACUCACUUCCUGCCUGUAACUGCACGAUUGACGCACCGCAUCGUUCCUUUUCGCUUUCCGUUAGUAAAAUCAGCUUAUACUGUUAAGAAUGACGUCCUCAUUUGUCGUUCCUGUAAUUGAUGUCCAGAAUGGCAAUUUCAAAGAACUUUGGCCUGCUAUGGUUGUGGCGAUCAAAACGUCUUCCUUCGUUGCUGUAGAUACGGAGCUGAGUGGCCUGGGCAAUAGAACAUCAUUGCUUGCACAGUCUAUAGAAGACAGAUAUAAAGCCAUUUGUCAUGCAGCCCGCUCUCGCUCCAUCCUCUCCUUGGGAAUUGCUUGCUACAAGAAGUUCAGUAACAAGGCUGCAGACACGUACCUGGUCCAGGUGUACAACCUCACUUUACUAUGCUCAGAGGAGUACAUCAUUGAGCCUCAAUCAGUGCAGUUCCUUGUACAACACGGGUUUGACUUCAACAAGCAGUAUGCAAAAGGGAUACCUUAUCACAGGGGUAAUAAUAAGGGCGGCUCAGACAACCAGGGUGUUAAUAUCCGGGCUUUAUUUACUGAGCUACUACGUGCAAGAAAACCAUUGGUGCUCCACAAUGGUCUCAUUGAUAUUGCUUUCCUCUACCAGAAUUUCUAUGCGCAUCUACCAGAUCGUUUAGUCACCUUCACAGCCGACCUAUCGGAGAUGUUUCCUGCAGGCAUCUUCGACACAAAAUAUGUGACAGAAUUUGAUCUUCGCUUCAGUGCCUCAUAUCUGGAAUACGCCUAUAAGAAAUGCAAGUUGGAUAACAGUCGAAAUGAGGCCUCCGGUGGGACUGGACGUCAUGUCUACCUUGAAUUCUGUCAGUAUGCUGGCGCCAUGUCCCGCUAUGUGGACCACAGAAUCUGUCCGGCUGGUCCCCCCAUUUCAGAGCAGACUGACAUCUGCAGUUCCUUCUCGGCGUUCGGCUGGUGUUCCAAUGGCACCAAGUGUCCUUUGUCCCACGACACUGACCUUAUCAUUCUCCAUGAUGAUAAAUCUAAGCAUGACAAGAAGAGAAAGCGGAAGCGUCAAAAGAAGAAAAAGGAAGGAGAGGUAGAGGAAGAUUCCUCCAAUGUGGAAGGUGCCCCCCAAAACAAAAUGCCCCAUUUGGAAUUGAAUCCAGACGAGGGUCAUCAAGCGCUGUUUGCCGGAUGUCUGCAAAGUGCCAAUUUGAUAGACAGCAAUACAAACACCCAACUGCAUGACGGGGAAAACGUGAAAACAGAGAGUGAGGAGAAAGAAUUGUGUGAGAACAACGUGGAGUCUACCAACACUGAAAUGAGCGGAAAAAGUCAAAACAAGGCAGAUACGGGCACGCACCGAGCUGGCUUCGAUGCAUUCAUGACAGGAUACAUAUUUGCCUACUCAUGCACCCUGGUGAAGAAGGACGAAGUGGAUGUAAGCGGAGAGGAGCAGAUGUGGCUUCCCACCUCCUUCAAUAAGGUGUACCUCAGUGGCAAGGCAACACCACUCAACAUCGUCAAGAGCACCUUCUCCAAGUCAUCCAAAGCCCACGUGCAAAAGAUGGAAAUGAUUUGGGAGGGAAAGCAGGAGAGGAUGGACAAUGCUCAAUGA